Callorhinus ursinus (northern fur seal) is the source of this 1570-nucleotide messenger RNA. Its product is annotated as keratin, type I cytoskeletal 42. Lineage: Eukaryota; Metazoa; Chordata; Mammalia; Carnivora; Otariidae. Gene Ontology annotation, molecular function: structural molecule activity. Gene Ontology annotation, cellular component: cytoskeleton. The record is from RefSeq and is a predicted model, not a curated record. Gene Ontology annotation, biological process: epithelial cell differentiation; intermediate filament organization.
UCCUGACCUGUGGACACCAUGGUUGCCACCACCACCAGCAUCCGCCAGUUCUCCACCUACGGCUCCGUCAAGGGCCUGUGUGUGCCCGGUGGGGGCUUCUCUCAGAUGUCCUCCGUUCGUGUUGGGGGCGCCUGCCAGGCCCCCAGUCUCCUGGGAGGUGGCAGCUGUGGCAACGUGUCGGUCACCUCAUCCCGCUUCUCGGCAGGCUUGGGGGGUGGCUACGGUGGGGGCUACACCUGCAGCCUGGGUGGGGGCUUCGGCUCCAGUUUCGGCGCGGGCUUCGGCUCUGGCUUUGGCGCCUCGGACGCCCUGCUGGGGGGCAGUGAGAAGGAGACCAUGCAGAACCUCAACGACCGCCUGGCCUCCUACCUGGACAAGGUGCGCGCCCUGGAGGAGGCCAACGGCGACCUGGAGGUGAAGAUCCGCGGCUGGUACCAGAAGCAGGGGCCCGGGCCCGCCCGCGACUACAGCCACUUCUUCAAGACCAUCGAGGAGCUGCGGGACAAGAUCCUGGCGGCCACCAUCGACAACGCCAGCUUGGUGCUGCAGAUCGACAACGCCCGCCUGGCAGCUGAUGACUUCCGCACCAAGUAUGAGACGGAGCUGACCCUGCGCAUGAGUGUGGAGGCCGACACCAACGGCCUGCGCCGGGUGCUGGACGAGCUGACCCUGGCCAGAGCUGACCUGGAGAUGCAGAUCGAGACCCUGAAGGAGGAACUGGUCUACCUGAAGAAGAACCACGAGGAGGAAAUGAACGCCCUGCGGGGUCAGAACGGUGGGGACGUCAGUGUGGAGAUGGAUGCUGCCCCCGGUGUGGACCUGAGCCGCAUCCUGAACGAGAUGCGUGACCAGUACGAGCAGAUGGCCGAGAAGCACCGCAAGGACGCCGAGGACUGGUUCUUCAGCAAGACGGAGGAGCUGACCCGGGAGGUGGCCACCGACACCGAGGCCCUGCAGAGUAGCCGGACGGAGAUCACGGAGCUCCGCCGCUCCGUGCAGAAUCUGGAGAUUGAGCUGCAGUCCCAGCUCAGCAUGAAAGCCUCGCUGGAGGGCAGCCUGGCGGAGACAGAGGCCCGCUACGGGGCCCAGCUGGCCCAGUUGCAGGGGCUCAUCGGCAGCAUCGAGCAGCAGCUGUGUGAGCUGCGCUGUGACAUGGAGCGCCAGAACCAGGAGUACCAGGUGCUGCUGGACGUGAAGACGCGGCUGGAGCAGGAGAUCGCCACCUACCGCCGCCUGCUGGAGGGCGAGGACGCCCACCUGGCCACCCAGUACUCCUCUUCCCUGAUCUCACAGCCCACCCGGGAAGCCACAGUGGCCACCCGCCAGGUGCGCACCAUAAUGGAAGAAGUCCAGGACGGCAAGGUGGUCUCCUCCCGAGAGCAGGUCCACCGCUCCACCCACUGAGGCCCCUUUCCACCUGUGACGGCCCAGCCUCGAGGGUCAUGGGGUAGCCCCAUCGCCUCGGGCUCCCAGCAUGCUACUGCCGCACCCCGAGUGCCCAUCUGGGCCACCACCCAAAUGCAGUUGCCUUUCUGUAUCUGCUUUCUGCAGCCCCUCCCCGAGGGGGCCU